This is a messenger RNA of Saccoglossus kowalevskii, 2424 nucleotides long. RefSeq names its product E3 ubiquitin-protein ligase TRIM71-like. The record is from RefSeq and is a predicted model, not a curated record. Lineage: Eukaryota; Metazoa; Hemichordata; Enteropneusta; Harrimaniidae.
AUGGCUGGAGCACCUGUAUCUGCCGAGUCAAUCCUGAAUGAAGUCAGGGAGGAUUUCCUUAGCUGUUCCAUUUGUUUCGAAUUUUUUAAGAAACCUAGAUUUCUACCCUGUCUUCAUACAUUCUGUGAGAAAUGUCUCGUGGAUUAUAAGGCACAAUCUGAAGGUGUUCUACGAUGUGCAACAUGCAGACUUCAGUGUGACACUCCCAUCCAGGGGUUGAAGUCAAAUUUCUUCAUAGCAAGCUUAAUAGACUCUGUCCAGAAACUGAAGCAGCUCAAAUCUCACCAUCCCAUAAUAUGUGAUAUGUGUGAAAAGAAACCAGCAAUUCACAGGUGUGUGGAUUGUUCUCAGUUUUGUUGCACUUCAUGUGUUAAAAUCCAUGAGCGAGUCCCUGCUCUCCGCUCCCAUAACAUGCUUACAAUUGAUGAGUACACAGAGUCUAGCGCUCAUAGUAUUGACUUGUCCAAGGCAUUCUGUAGUGAUCACAAAGACAGUCAUCUAAAGUUCUACUGUGACACUUGUGAGGUACCUAUAUGCUCAGACUGCACCAUAGUCAAUCACAGAGUUCCUGAACAUGUCCAUAGAGACUUGCAGGUGGUUGCAGAGGAAUAUAAAAGACAACUCAAAAAUCUGUUGGAGCAGUUGAAAGCAAAAGAAAAACAACUUGAGAUGAAAAAAGCAGCGGCAAAAAACACACCAGAUGAAAUCCAAACUCAUUGUGAGGCAGAGAAAAAGAAAAUUACUGAUAAAGCAACAGGGGUGAUAGAGAAAGUAAGGAGCGACGAGAAGGAGCUCACAGAUGCUUUAGAUGUAAAUGCCAGGAAACAAAUAAAAGAUGCAGAAUUGAAUAUUGAGGAGAUAGAAUUUCACCAUGCUAACACUGUCAGUACCCAAAAUUAUCUAGAAAUACUGAUGCAUCAUGGGAAUGCUGUUCACCUGUUGUCGACUAGACAUGAAACAACUAAACAUGUUGGUGAAAUGAUUGCUAUGGAAACCAAACAUAGCACAUUUGGUGUUAUUGAAUUCCAUCAAGGGAGUAACAUUGAUACACAUGGACUGCUUGGUGUGGUCAAAUUUGAUACCUGUCCACCCAAACAUAGUGUCGAAAACAUCCCAAGACGAAAACUGAAAUGGGAAUUUGUCAACAAGCUGAUGGUGAAAAUGAAAAAACAGUGUGAUGUCUUUUUAUUGACAAAGAUAGCAAUAACAGUAGCAAUUAUUCUUAUUGCCAUGGUGAUUGCACAACCUUACAUUGUUGUUGAAGUUGCCUCUCCAUUCAAAAGCACUAUUGAAAACAUCCCAAAACAACUCGUGAAAGGUGAAUCUGUCAACCUGAUGAUCACAAUCAGAGAUUCUACAGGAAAACGAAUUGAAACUCCUCCACAUGUAAGUGCGAAAAUGACACUUCCUUCGAAAUCGAUUAUGCAAGAUAUAAACAUUGUGAAUAACAAUAAUGGGACUUACUCUGUGACUUUUUCUGGGAAAAUGGCAGGGCAACACAAAAUUGAAGUGAAGGUUGGAUUAACCGAUGGACAACAUAUACGAGGAUCACCAUUCAAUAUUGAUGUCAUCAGUGGAUAUGUUUUAACAGUUGGAAAUUUAAAUGAUACUUUCGGAAUAACCAUCAAUAAAAAUGGUGACUUUGUCACAACAGAUGCUAAUAGCAACAGAGUAACUAUACAUGACAUACAUGGAAAAUACAAACAAUCGUUUAAAUUUACUCAUGAUCACUUGAUUGAACCAAGAGAUAUUUCAAUAUCUAAUGAAAAUCAGUACUUUAUUGUAGAUGCGUUAAACCAAAAAGUAGUUGUGGUUGAUGAAAAUGGAAAGUUUAUCAGAUCAUUUGGAAGUUCCAUAUUAGAUGACCCAUAUGGGAUUGCAAUUAAUUCUGUUACGAAGUACGUGUAUGUGACUGAUUUGCAGGAUGUAACGAGAUGUAUUAGGAAGUUCACACAAGAUGGUAACUAUGUCAAGUCAUUUGGAAGUCGAUCUGGAUUACAAGAGUUAUACCAACCUGAAUUCUUAGCUAUCAACAGUGAUGGAAUAGUGUAUGUGGCAGAUCAGGUUGACAACCAAAUUCUGGUAUUCAACAAUGAUGAUGAAUUCAUGUUUGCCUUCUCUUCCACUCCAAUGUCUCGUCCCAGGGGUGUGGCUGUGGAUGAAAAUGAUUUUGUAUAUGUGAGCAGUUGUUGUAGAGUCAAUAAGUAUGACAGCAAUGGUCAGUUUAUUCGUAAGAUUGUUGAUCUUAGAUGGAGUCAACUAUUUGGGAUUGAUGAUGAUGAUGGUGAUUAUACAUGGCGUGAAACAUUUUGGUGUUGUGGUGGUUAUACACGGAGUGAACUAUUUGCUAUAGCGGUCAGCAUUGAUGGUAAAAUCGCAGUUGUAGAUAACACUAAAAAAUGCAUUACGGUCUUCGUUGAGUGA